CAGACUGCUGUUAGGACCGCAUACAAAGGGAACCACCUCUACAAGCAAUGCUUUUCUCGAGUGGGAUCGUCCUGUUGGUUGUCACGUGUGGAGUGCUUUUGCAUCCAGUUGGAUGCGAGGAGUACUACUUGAGCUAUCCAUUUUGCCGUUCUGCUGAAUCCGAAUGCUGCACCACAGCCGAAAGAAGCCUUCAGUAUUCCUCGCAGCUUUCAUUCGAAAAAGUCAGUUGGGGUGUUGCCCUCCUCAAGGGCAACUGGACCUGCAGCCCUUGUUCGAGUUUAAGUCCAAGUGUGAAUUCAAGCCUUUGGCCAAGCGCAUCUCAUUUUGCUUCGUUUACAUACGAUAAAUAUAUCAUAGGAGGGGACUGCAGGUUUGAGUGCUGCAUUCCACCAGUCGAGGGCAAAGAAUUUCUCACAGGCAACGCUGUAUCUGGUACAGGAUACCCAAACGGCACCUGGCAAUUCUUAUCUCAUUGGAGCUAUGAGGGGUUUAAUGCCACGCAGCCCCCUCGCUGCCCCAAAGCAGAGUGGCUCUGUCGGGCUUGCGCAAAUAGACAUGAGGCACCCUUAGAGAACAGUUCUCGAGCUGGCGGUGUAAGUGUGUUUUAC
Messenger RNA from Coccomyxa subellipsoidea C-169, 608 nucleotides. RefSeq lists its product as hypothetical. The transcript is spliced from 2 exons. The record is from RefSeq and is a predicted model, not a curated record. Lineage: Eukaryota; Viridiplantae; Chlorophyta; Trebouxiophyceae; Coccomyxaceae. The coding region runs from base 164 to 346 and encodes 60 amino acids.